AUGUGACAAAACACCCGUAGCAAUCUAAUAAGACCACCCACACAUUUCUUACAACCCACUUGUUUCCUCACCCUAAUUAACAAACUUACAAAGCACUUGCUUCUCUUCCUUCUUCUUUCCCACCUCAUCUUUUAUUGUUUGGUUUCCCAUCUUUUUCCUUCCAUCCUAACAUGUCCUCCUCUCACUCAAACUCAUCUACUUCCACUCUCUUCUUGCUCUCAAUAAUCCUUCUCUGUUUUCCGGGCACAACAAGAUCCGACAACCCAUGCGCAUAUCCAUGUUACCCUUCACCACCAAUCGUUGGCGGCACCACUCCUACAACUCCUUCAGGCUCAACUACACCACAGACACCGCCACAAACCGGGUUAACAUACCCACCACCUUCAGGGUAUUACCCUUACAACCCAACACCCCCUUAUGGCGGCGGUGCCGGUGAUGGUAACAGCGGAGGUGGUGCUGGUGGUGGCAGUUUUGGCACCCCACCACCCCCGGAUCCUAUUCUACCUUAUUUUCCAUUCUACUACAGAAAGCCUCCUCACCAGACAGAAGAUCAAUCUUCAGCAUCAACUACUUUGGUGAAAUGGACAGGGAUGAUUUCCACUACUACUACUUCUCUAUUUUUAUCUUCACUUCUUUUUGUCUAAAUCUAAUUCAUGUGAUCAAUCUUAAUGUAGCCGAACAUUAUUAUUCUAUUUUCUUUUGCCAAACAAGAAUAUAGUGCUUGUUUACUUCA
This is a messenger RNA of Lotus japonicus, 733 nucleotides long. RefSeq names its product leucine-rich repeat extensin-like protein 5. The transcript has a single exon. Bases 171 to 644 code for a protein of 157 amino acids. Lineage: Eukaryota; Viridiplantae; Streptophyta; Magnoliopsida; Fabales; Fabaceae. The record is from RefSeq and is a predicted model, not a curated record.